AAAAAAAGAAGAGAAAAGGGAGAAGUUUUUCGCUCCAAGCAACCUGAUUGAAAGCUUCUCUUCCCAGACAUUCGGUCUUCGCACCCUGGCAUCGGACCUUGGACUCCGUCGCUUCUCACCCACGUCCAUGGACGCCUCCAACGCUCGAGUUCACGCGAUUGGUCAAACCGAGAUCAAUUGGGACAAGCUAGAUAAAACUAAGUUUUAUGUUGUAGGAGCUGGCCUCUUCACAGGGGUUACAGUGGCAUUAUACCCAGUUUCUGUUGUUAAAACGAGGCUGCAGGUUGCUACAAAGGAUACUCUUGAGAGGAAUGCGGUUGCAGUCCUCAGAGGUAUAUUAAAGACAGAUGGGGUUCCUGGCCUUUACAGAGGAUUUGGAACCGUCAUUACUGGUGCAAUUCCUGCAAGGAUUAUUUUCCUCACUGCUUUAGAGACUACAAAGGUUGCCACUUUCAAGAUGGUUGAAACUAUGAAAUUAGCUGAGCCUACCCAAGCGGCCAUAGCGAACGGUGUUGCUGGCAUGACUGCAUCGCUCUUUUCUCAGGCUGUGUUUGUUCCAAUUGACGUGGUCAGUCAAAAGCUGAUGGUUCAGGGAUACGCAGGCCAUGCAAGGUAUAGUGGAGGUUUGGACGUUGUUCGCAAGGUGUUGCAAUCUGAUGGCAUCAGGGGAUUUUAUAGAGGGUUUGGUCUCUCUGUUAUGACUUACUCACCAUCAAGUGCUGUUUGGUGGGCAAGUUAUGGUUCAAGCCAGCGUGUUAUUUGGAGGCUUUUAGGUCAUGGGGAAGAGCUUCAGGAAGCUCCUCCAAGUAAUUGGACAAUAAUGUCAGUUCAAGCUGCUGGAGGAAUCAUUGCAGGUGCAACGGCUUCCUGCAUCACCACCCCAUUAGACACCAUCAAAACUCGCUUACAGGUGAUGGGGCAUGAGAAGAGAACAUCUGUUAGGAAGGUUGUGAGAAACUUGAUAGCAGAGGAUGGUUGGACUGGUCUAUAUAGAGGAUUGGGUCCUAGGUUUUUCAGUAUGUCGGCAUGGGGAACCUCAAUGAUAUUGACAUAUGAAUAUCUGAAGCGCUUGUGUUCGAAAGAUGAAUAGGCUUGGCACUAUUCUAACUGACAAAAUGUACUUGUGUAUCGAGACCGUCCCCGGCGGAUCAAACUGGAUAAUCUUUGGUAGGAUCCUCUAGAGGUUUCAUGACUAUAAACAUGAGUAGCUUGCGAGAAAUAGGAGGGUAAAGAACAUCCUUUAAAGUAGGGCCUUUCCCCUUAAUUCCAUUAGGUGUUCAAAUUUUCUUUAUCUAAAUCAAUUGGUUGUAUUUUUUGUGAAUGCCUAGAUAUCUGGCUGAGAUUCUUUAGCAUAGCUUUUUCUUUUUGUUUCGUUUUUCAAUUUGUUAUCAUCGACAAUAGUCGAUGAUUUAUAUUACACUGUAACAUUCCCCUAUCCUGUUUGCUUCACAUUGUAAGUAUUUUCUUAAAGCAGCAAUAUAGAUGGUUCCUCUAAA
Molecule: messenger RNA, 1496 nt
Organism: Syzygium oleosum
Lineage: Eukaryota; Viridiplantae; Streptophyta; Magnoliopsida; Myrtales; Myrtaceae
Exons: 6
Coding region: 128-1090 (320 amino acids)
Biological process (GO): transmembrane transport
Source: RefSeq, a predicted model, not a curated record